AUGGCUCCCAGCCGUUUCGACAACGAGGCCCCCGACCUCGCGGGCUCGGCCGACGGCUCGUCUAAUUAUGGGCUGACCACGAAAUGGCCUGAAGCAUACGAUCUUGCCGGGUCCAACAUGCCAUGUCGUCUCGAAGGAGAGAUUGGCGACCUCGUUGUCCUGGGCGAGAUCCCGAAGGAGAUCGACGGGACCUUUUAUAGAGUCAUGACGGACCCCUUCGUGCCGCCGCAUCCCGGCAACGUCCCGCUCGACGGCGACGGCAACAUCUCGGCAUUCCGCAUCAAGGACGGGAGGGUCGACAUGAAGAUGCGGUACGUCGAGACGGAGCGCUACAAGCUGGAACGCAAGGCCAACAAGGCGCUGUUCGGCCUCUACCGCAACCCGUUCACGCACCACCCCUGCGUCCGCGCCGCCGUGGACUCAACCGCCAACACCAACGUCGUGCUCUGGGCAGACCGUUUCCUUGCGCUCAAGGAGGGGGCGCUGCCCUACUCUGUUGACCCUCAGACCUUGGACACCAUCGCGUACGACCCGUUCGGGCAAGUCAAGGCCAAGACGUUUACGGCGCAUCCCAAAGUCGACCCCUAUACCAACGAGUUGGUCGUCUUCGGGUACGAGGCCACAGGGCUUGCGUCACUCGACAUCGUCAUAUACGCGCUGGAUAGCCAAGGUGUCAAGCACGACGAGCAGUGGAUCAAGUCACCGUGGUGCGCGCCGAUACACGACUGCGCCAUCACGCCCAACUGGAUCAUCCUGGUGCUGUGGCCCUUUGAGACCAGCGUCGAGAGGAUGAAGAGAGGCGGCCAUCAUUGGGCCUGGGACUACGACCUCCCCGCAACCUUCAUCGUCGUCCCUCGCCGAAGCACAACCAGGCUGCCGCCCGGUUGGCAGCCGGGCGAGAGCCGGGUGUACUCGUGGAAGAACUGCAUGCUCGUCCAUACGGGCGGUGCGUGGGAGAGCGAGGAUGGCGGAACGCUCUUCAUCGAGACGACGCGGGUUCACGACAACGGGUUCCCGUUCUUCCCGACGAACGAUGGGAGGUAUCCGCCGCCAGACCCCAAGUCGGAUUAUGUCCGGUGGACGCUCGACCUGUCCCGGCCGACGAACGGCAAAGUGCCCGACCCGGAGACCGUUCUGGAUAUACCAGCAGAGUUCCCCCGACUGGACGAGAGGUUCCUCUCCAAGCCAUACACCUACGUCUGGAUCAACGUCUUCCUUCACGAGCACCAGAGUGGCGAGGGCCACACCAUCGUGAACGGCCUCAACGGCCUCGCGAUGCACAACGCGGAGACCAAGAAGACGCGGUACUUCCGCGCGGGCGCCGAGUCCUUCUGCCAGGAGCCCAUAUUCAUCCCGAGGGCUGACGAUGCGCCGGAGGGGGACGGGUGGGUGAUGUCCAUGGUGGAGCGGCGGGGGGCGAACAGGAACGAGAUCGUCGUGCUGGACACCAGGCGGUUCGAGAGGCCGGUCGCCGUCAUCCAGCUGCCGUUCCACGUCAAGGCGCAGGUCCACGGCAACUGGGUCGACCAACGGAGGUUGAAGACGUGGAAGAAGCUGGCCAGGGACGCGGAGGUCGGGCCUAUCAGUGGCCAAGGGGCCUUGGAGCCGCUGUGA
Colletotrichum higginsianum IMI 349063 is the source of this 1614-nucleotide messenger RNA. RefSeq names its product Isoeugenol monooxygenase. The transcript has a single exon. Bases 1 to 1614 code for a protein of 537 amino acids. NCBI's taxonomy places the organism in Eukaryota, Fungi, Ascomycota, Sordariomycetes, Glomerellales, Glomerellaceae. Gene Ontology annotation, biological process: carotene catabolic process. The record is from RefSeq and is a predicted model, not a curated record. Gene Ontology annotation, molecular function: carotenoid dioxygenase activity.